Molecule: messenger RNA, 1731 nt
Organism: Aspergillus niger
Lineage: Eukaryota; Fungi; Ascomycota; Eurotiomycetes; Eurotiales; Aspergillaceae
Exons: 2
Coding region: 1-1731 (576 amino acids)
Source: RefSeq, a predicted model, not a curated record
AUGAAGGCAUCAAUCCUAACGGCCCUCACUUUGGCCGCUUGCUCCUUCGCGAGCCCCGUCGGCCAGCUUCAUGCUCGCGACGGCGAAUGCACCUGCCAGCCCAAUGGUGGUUCGAGCUCUGGCUCUGGCUCUGGCUCUGGCUCUGGCCCUUAUCCCGGCUCUGGCUCUGGCUCUGCUCCUGGCUCUGGGUCUUAUCCCGGCUCUGGCUCUGGCUCUGCCCCCGGUUCUGGCUCCUAUCCUGGCUCGGGAUCGGGAUCUGGCUCCUACCCUGGCUCUGGCUCUGGCUCCGGCGCUGCUCCCAGCUCUGGCUCUACUGCUCCUGGAUCUGGGUCUUACCCCGGCUCAGGAGCUGCUCCCAGCUCUGGUGCUGGCUCUGCUCCUGGCACUGGCUCCGGUUCCGCACCUGGCACCGGCUCUGGUUCUUAUCCCGGCUCAGGUGCAGGCUCUUACCCUGGCUCCGGCUCUGGUUCGCGUCCUCAGCCCUCCCAGGUGUCGACCUACCCUGCUUCUCAGGUCCCAACGCUGCCUGGCUACCAGCCCCAGCCUACGAUUACAUUGACGACGACUGUUCCCGUCACUGCCUCCCCCGGCUCCCCUGAGUGCACUACAACUGCUCCCGCUGCUCCUGCUGGUCAGCCUUCUGGCCAAUCCUCUGGCCAACCCGCUGGCCCCGGUGCUCCUACCGGUCCAGCCGGCCAAUCCCCUAGCCCUGCUGCUCCCGCUGGUCCUACCGGUCCUGCUGGACAGCCAUCUGGUCCUUCUACACCUGCUUCCCAGCCUUCCGGCCCCGCUGGUCAGCCCUCUGGCCCUGCCGGCCCAUCUGGACCGGCCAACUCUGGCUACCCUGGCAACCCUAGCCCCUCGUCCCCGUGGGGUGCACCCACCUCUUCGGUUCCCGCUGGAUCUCCCUCUCAGACUCCCUCAUGUGAAAACGGCCACUGCCACGGCACCGGCCAUCUCCUUCAGGAUCUGGGCGUUCAGGCGGAUCACCUUCUGACCGUUGUUGGUAAUGGCACCGAACAGCUGCUCGUCCAGCUCAGCAAGCCCGUUGCGGACGUUCUUUCCAGCCUGGGCCUGACCGGCCUUGCUAAGCCCGUGGGCCACAUCAUCAAGGAUGCCGGCAGCAUUGGCGAGCUGGUCACGGAUCUGGGCGCCCCCGUCGAGCAGCUUCUGGUCGUCACCGGCAAGGACACUGGCUAUCUCUUGAUUCAACUGGACCAGGAUGUCAAGGGCCUCCUCGACGGCAUUGGCCUCGACGCCUUGGGUGAGCCCGUUGGUGACCUGCUGGGUGCCAUUGGCAGUAGCUUGAAGCGUCGCCAGAACUGGGACUACAACCCUGACGCCAAAAAUCCCAACGGACUCCUCGAGAAGCUGGGACCAGUGAUUGACUGCAUCUUGGUGAUUACCGGCGAGGACGCCAAGGACCUUAUCGUUAAGCUGAGCAAGCCCGUGGCUGAGCUGUUCGAGAAACUGGGACUGACUGGCCUGGGCAAGAGCGUUGGCAAGGUCAUCAAGACGGUCGGCGAUGCGGGCGACUUGGUUGCGGAUCUGGGUCCGGUCAGCGAGAGUUUGCUGACGGUAGUUGGCGAUGGUGGCAGCAAGCUGGUGGUCCAGUUGGCUCCUGAUGUUGCGGACUUGGUGAAGGGCCUGGGACUCCCCAAACUUGGUGAUGCCGUGGGUGAAGUUCUCGGAGCUGUGGGUGAGAACUUUGUAAUUGUUAAUGAUACCUAA